AUCUCCUCAGCGUUUACGGAUUCCUUCUCUCUAACGAUCUCACAAAAUUCUUAUUUUCUAGUAAUAAACAAUUAUGAUGAAAGGUUGUCUUUUGCUAGAGCAACUUAGAAGAAUGGAUGCACUACGUUGCUUGAUUCUGCUUCUAGUCGCAGUCCAGAUGGUUUCCUCAAGGGGCCGACCAAUUAACAUCUUUUCACAGAAAAGCGGAGGAGACAUUCUUCAGCUCAGAGAUACGGGCAAGAUGUUCAAUGCUCUACACCGUGAUUCCGAUUUGAAAUGGAAUAUUCAAGAUGGAGAUGGAAAUUACGUAAUCCCAUACAGAAUCACUGGAAGAUACCAAUCGUCGGAACUGCAGACAAUUACCAGAGCAAUGAAACGUAUUGAAGCAAACACGUGCAUUCGUUUUAGGACAAGAAAAAAUGAGAGAGAUUACAUUGAGAUUCAAAAUCAACGCGGUCAAGGUUGUUACACGAGUGUUGGACGUCCAGGUGGCAAAAGCGUUUUGAUGCUUGAGGCGGGCUAUGAGGAAACAUGCAUGGAAACUGAAAUAGUGCUCCAUGAGUUGCUACAUGUGGUUGGACUAUGGCACGAGCAUAUGCGCUAUGAUCGUGACAAAUAUAUCAAAGUCCACUAUGAGAACAUCGAUAGGGGAUACUGGAGCCAGUUCGAAAAAGUAUCGCCCUAUGAAGCAACCACAUUCAAUGUGCCAUAUGACUACAAAUCGGUUAUGCACUAUGACAAAAAUUCUUUUGCCAAACCUGGAAAAAUCAGCAUGGAAACGCUGGACCGCAGAUAUCAAGAUGUAAUCGGUAAUGCUAAAGACGCCAGUCCGAAUGACUAUCGCAAGGUUUGCGAGAUUUACGGGUGUAGUCAAUGUAUGAGCAACAGCAUACCUACCGAAAGCCCCGUGGUGACAUUUAAGCCAACAUUACCGCCCAGAGGAAGAUGCAUCGAUGUCAAUCCUCAAUUCUGUCGUACAAUCGCCAGACUUCGAGUGAUUGACUGCAUGUUCCAUUCGAAAUACUGUUGUGCCACAUGUGCAUCAUUAGGUUAUAACAGAAGACAAACACCAUGGGAUUCGUUCUAUCGGCUAUUUGAUUUUUGGAAUCGUUUCUAAGUUAUGGUCUAAUAAUGAGCAUAAAAUAAAUUAUUGCCCUUUC
Molecule: messenger RNA, 1160 nt
Organism: Cylicocyclus nassatus
Lineage: Eukaryota; Metazoa; Nematoda; Chromadorea; Rhabditida; Strongylidae
Source: the annotation of a GenBank genome assembly